AUGGUUGGAGGAGCAGUGGCAGUUGGUGAACAGCCUAUCAAAGGACUCAUUUGUCCAGCUGCUGGAGCCCGUAUGACCGUGGCCGAGACCCUGACUAACCUGCUGGCGGCUCCAAUAACUACUAUCAAGGACGUAAAAAUGUCUGGCAAUUGGAUGUGGGCAGCUAAAUGUGAUGGAGAAGGAGCUCGACUAGUAGAAGCAUGUGAUGCUCUUUGCAAGAGCCUCGCUGCUGUCGGAUGUGCGAUCGAUGGCGGUAAAGACUCGUUGAGUAUGGCAGCAAAAGUUGACGAAGAGCUGGUCAAGGCUCCCGGCACACUAGUGCUGUCAGCUUAUGCGCCAUGUCCUGACAUUAGGAAAGUGUUGACACCUGAUUUCAAGGGACCGCAAGCUGGGAGCAAAUGCACAAAGAUUAUUUAUGUUCGUAUGGGUAGCUCACUAAAGUAUAAUCGGCUCGGUGGUUCAGCUCUUGCUCAGGUUCUCCGUCAGAUCGGGAACGAGUCGCCGGAUGUAGAAGAUCUGCCAUCAUUAGCUCGUGCCUUCACUGCGAUUCAGAGGAUGAUCGUCGACGACUUGGUCCUUGCAGUACACGACGUGUCUGAUGGUGGUUUCAUCACAGCCCUUCUGGAAAUGUCCUUUGCCGGUAACAUCUCAAUCAAAGCUGAUAUCAGCUGUGGAUCAGAGCCGAUGGCGUUCCUGUUUGCCGAGGAAGCAGGCGUCCUGCUCGAAGUCGAAGAGCAGUAUCAAGGCAAGAUCAUCGAAGAGCUCAAACGUCUUGCAGAAGUCAUGAACGUCGGGGAAGUCUAUCCACAAUACGGGCCGGAUGCCAAGAUCGAAAUUUUCGUAAAUGGUGAAUCCGUAAUUAGUGAAAACCUGGUCACGUUACGUGAGGUCUGGGAGGAGACGUCAGAUCGUUUGGGACUCAUGCAAACGGAUGCCGAGUGCUUGAAAGAAGCCAAACAGGUAAGAGCGAUCACAAAGACGGUAACGUACUCAGCACCAUAUAAAUGGCAAACACCCAACCCACUUCCUUUAGCUUCCUUGAUACAAGUACAAUCAGCCCCUCAUGUGGCAAUAAUCCGAGAAGAAGGUUCCAAUGGUGAUCGCGAGAUGGCCGCCGCUUUCGCUUUGGCAGGAUUCCAACCGCACGACGUCACCAUGACAGAUCUUUUGGCUGGGCAUACACUGGAUCCGUUCAGAGUGGUGGCAUUCGUCGGUGGAUUCUCAUAUGCAGAUGUGCUGGGUUCGGCUAAAGUGAUUCCCUUCGUUGUUCGUAUAAAAUUGUUCAUUGAAGGAUGGGCUGCUGCAAUCCGGUACAAUCCCAUGGUCCGUCUGGAAUUUACACGAUUCCGUAACAGAAGUGAUACCCUCUCAUUCGGUGUAUGCAAUGGCUGUCAACUGAUGGCUCAUCUAGGAUGGAUAGGCGAAUACGAAGACACGCCAUCGGUGUUUCUUGCGGAAAAUCGCUGUGGCCGAUUCGAGUCCAUCUUUGGUCCGGUGAGGAUCGAACAUUCCACCUCAAUUUGGUUACGCGAAAUGGAAGGGACAAUUCUGGGCUUGUGGAGCUCUCACGGUGAAGGUCGCUUUACCUACCGUACUCCUGAAGUACUUGAUUCACUACGAAAAUCUGGACAAAUUGCCGUACGUUAUGUGGAUGGUGGAGGCCAACCCACUAUGCUAUACCCAUGGAAUCCCAAUGGAUCGGAGGAUGCGGUAGCGGCUAUUUGUAGCCCAGAAGGGCGUCAUUUAGCCAUGAUGCCACAUUCGGACAGGUCAUUCCUAUCGUGGCAAUGGGCGGACUAUCCCCGCGAGUGGAAAACUUCAGAGAACUUGACUGCUCCAUGGAUCAAAAUGUUCCAAAAUGCCUACACAUGGGUUACAAAUGAAAAGAGCAAUCACCCUAGGAAUGGAUCGAGCUAUAUUGAGGUCUAA
Messenger RNA from Haemonchus placei, 1929 nucleotides. NCBI's taxonomy places the organism in Eukaryota, Metazoa, Nematoda, Chromadorea, Rhabditida, Trichostrongylidae. The record is from the annotation of a GenBank genome assembly.